AUGGCGUCCGUUCAGAGCCAGCUCUCUGCGAUUGCUUCGAUUCACUCCUGUUGUUCGUCGUCGUCUCCAUCGUCCUCGUCCUUCUCUUCAACCACCACCACCACCACUUCACUGGUCCCCGUCGGAAAGUGGCCGCAGUAUGGACGGAGAAUCUCCGGCGAACGGAAACUUCGACUCCGGCGAUCCCUGUGCCGAGCAAUGGUUCAGCAGGCCGUUCCCGGAGCUCCUGCCGCGUAUGCUAAGGAAAUGGAGAGGCUUUCAGCUAAAGAAUCUCUGCUUCUUGCCUUUAAGGAUGCUGGGGGUUUUGAGGCUUUGGUCACUGGAAAGACAACAGACAUGGAGCGGAUUGAUGUGAAUGAGAGGAUAACUAGUUUGGAGCGGGUCAAUCCAACACCACGUCCUACAACGUCGCCUUUUUUGGAAGGUCGAUGGAAUUUCGAGUGGUUUGGAUCUGCAAGCCCAGGUCUAUUUGCCGCUAGAUUUAUAUUUCAGAGGUUUCCUUCAACUUUGGCUAGUCUGUCAAAAAUGGAGGUGGUCAUCAAGGAUGGGAAUGCAGAGAUUACAGCAAACUUGAAACUGUUGAACUCGAUAGAAAGCAAAUUUACUCUGUCAACCAAGUUAUCUGUGGAGGGACCAGUUCGAAUGAAAGAGGAAUAUGUUGAGGGAAUUCUCGAGACACCAACAGUUAUUGAAGAGACAAUACCAGAACAGCUAAAAGGUGCAUUUGGUCAGGCAGUGAGCACAGUGCAACAACUUCCUUUUCCUAUUAGGGAUGCCUUUUCCAGUGGGCUGAAAGUUCCUUUAACUGGAGCUUUUGUGAGGCUCUUCAUGAUUUCGUAUCUAGAUACAGAGAUACUUAUAUUAAGGGAUGCAGCUGGAGUUCCUGAAGUACUUACAAGGUUGGAUACAGCUUCAUCUCCCCUGGAAGAAACCGUCAUGGAGUAUGAGAGCUAA
Prunus armeniaca (apricot) is the source of this 954-nucleotide messenger RNA. The record is from the annotation of a GenBank genome assembly. NCBI's taxonomy places the organism in Eukaryota, Viridiplantae, Streptophyta, Magnoliopsida, Rosales, Rosaceae.